Poecilia reticulata (guppy) is the source of this 6947-nucleotide messenger RNA. It is a transcript of the gene rprd2b, whose product is annotated as regulation of nuclear pre-mRNA domain containing 2b. Gene Ontology annotation, cellular component: mitochondrion; cytoplasm. The record is from RefSeq and is a predicted model, not a curated record. NCBI's taxonomy places the organism in Eukaryota, Metazoa, Chordata, Actinopteri, Cyprinodontiformes, Poeciliidae. Gene Ontology annotation, molecular function: RNA polymerase II complex binding; ATP binding; threonine-tRNA ligase activity. Gene Ontology annotation, biological process: mRNA 3'-end processing; threonyl-tRNA aminoacylation.
CCACCUUCCCUCUGCCCCUCUGGUAAAUUUGGUCUAGCACCGCCACUGCCCCCAACAUCAGCAGACAGAUCGGGGAAGAUGGCGGCCGGUUCAGGCGCUGCAAGCGGGCAGGGAGCCCGCAGCUCCACUGGUUCUCUGGAAGCCUCACUGGACCGCCGCUUUCAAGGAGUUUCCAAUACUAUGGAGUCGAUACAGAGCCUCUCGACGUGGUGCAUUGAAAACAAGAAACACCACAGCCUCAUUGUUCGCUACUGGAUGAAGUGGCUCAAGAAAUCCGACCACAAUCAUCGCUUGAAUCUUUUCUACCUUGCCAAUGAUGUGAUCCAAAACUGCAAAAGAAAGAACGCCAUUGUGUUUCGUUCGGCGUUCUCCGAUGUACUUCCCAAUGCUGCCCUCCUCAUCAAAGAUGGAAAAGUCCGCAAAUCGGUCGAAAGGAUCUUUUCCAUUUGGGAGGAGAGGAAUGUGUAUCCCGAGGAAGUGAUUGCACAGUUCAAAGCCAGCCUGCACAAGAAGGAAAAAGAGCGAGAAAAGCAGAAGGAAAAAGAGAAAGAAAAGCAGAAAGAAAAGGAGACUCCAUCAAAUAAUGCUCCCACCAGCACCACCACCAAAGCCGUCAGCACUAAAACUCCACCCAAUAAAGCUGCGCUGAAGUCCAAGAUUGUUGCAGAGUUUACACCCCACUCCCUUAUCGAGCAGCUGUCGAGACACAAGCAAGCUGCUGCUGAAGAGCAGGUCAGAGAGAAGCAGCUGGAGACGCUCAGGGUGGAUGUCCUCAGCACCGAGGCCUUCAAAAGGCUGAAAGACAAAGCAGGAGGAAACAAUUUUGCUAAGGACUUUGAAGAUGGCAGUCUGAAGCUGCAGGAGUUUGUCAGCUUCCUGGAGAAAGAGCUGAAAACUGGACCUCCCCUGCUGGAAGCAUUGGGAAAUGCAGACAUCUUCUAUGAGAUGCAAUACAAGGAGGUCAAGAUUGUGGCAAAUGCGUACAAUGCCUUUGCCAACCGAGUAAACGGCCUCAAAAAGAAACUGGAUUCUCUCAAGGCGUCUCUCUCCGGCCCUGAGGACUCGCCCAUCCCGUCUCCCUCUGAAGAUGCUCCUUCACCCACUGGCUCCGACUCACCUUUUCUGGAAAUGGAGACGGCCAGGGCCAAGGUGGAUCCGGAGCUGGAUGGCAAGGCCAUGGACGAAGGAGAGCUCCAAAACGACAACAGAGACAUGGAAGACAUGGACAUGUCUGAUGAGGAGGCAUGCGCUGGUGCUGCGCAGGAUGGUAAGUUAGACCAGCCAUCCGCGGCCGUUUCCAAGACGAAGUCGGACGCGGCGUCAAAACCUCAAAGCACGCCAACAAAACCACCCAAGCCCAGCCCAUCUGUUGUUACCACAGCAACCCCAGUGACUCCGACCUCUGCUAAAGCUAUAACAACGCAGACCACGCCCCUGGGAGUGAACCUGGCCAAGGUGGACCUGGGGAAGAUCAGCUCCAUUCUCAGCUCGCUCACGUCUGCCAUGAAGAACACAGCACCUACUCAGUCUCCUCGGCCGUCUCCUGGGACCCCCACCACCCCCACCGCCCAGUCAGCGGCCUCCAAAGGAACGCCUCCAAGUCCUGCUUUGGCCAGCAUCCUGUCACGUGUUGACAUCACCCCUGAAGGGAUACUAAACGCUCUGUCUAAAACCAAUACACCAGGUUUGUCAUCUCUCCUUCAAAGUGUGACUAAUACCUCCACCGCUCCCUCCAACCGAACCUCCACGGACUCAUCCAGUGUCAAAACACCGGUAACCCCAACCACCCCGAAGACAAAGCCCCCUCUGGGGAACAGUCUCAAACAAGACGAACCUGGAAGAGCCAGAGACUGGGAGAAGGAGCGCCAGCUCUCUCCUCCACCUCCUCCUCCACCUCCUCCUCGUACCUCAGCUCCUUCUUCCUCUCCCCCCAGCCUAGAAUCGAAGAUCAACAGUUUCCUGCAGGGUAAUCCAGGCUUCAGCCUGGCGCUGGGCGACGCAAGUCCCGAUGGCGUCGACGGCACCCCGGUGAGGGACGAGGCAGCGGGCACGCCGACACAGGACGAAAUCAUGGACACUCCUGGAGGCAUGCCAGAAUCUCUGGGCUCCUCUGGAAGCCAUAACCUCUCACCCACAGCGUACCGCAAUGAUCCCUGGGAUGCUGCAGUCACCCCAACCGGAAGCAGCAACAACGGAGACUUUCUUGGCUCCUCCUCCUCAAGAUUCAGUGCAGGAAAAAGGAGCGGCACAAAGUUAAACGACAAAGACCUGAUGAGAAAACAGGUGUCGUCUUCUCCUGGCGGUGACUUGAAGGGUCGGAACAGCAGAGCCUUGGCAGAGCGGAGACCCUCUGCUGGCUCUCGGAAGGCGAGCACCGGGUCCGAUGAUGCGGGUCUGAGUGGAAAAAAGGACAAUGGGAAAGAGAUGCUAGCAGACGCAAAGGAAGGUCAGUACCAUCGCAUCGAGACACUGGUGUCGCCCCACACCGAAGGAGCGCCGAUCCAAACUCUGGGGUAUUCAAACCGACCAUCAGCCGGAGAGCGCAUCAAGACAGUUGAGAGCAUCCGUGUGAUUGGUCGAGGCUCUCGGCGAGGGGGAGGAGCUGGGAGUCGGCCAGGGGCUUCGAUGUGGUACGAAGAGGAAGAAUACUUGGAGGGUCAGCCUCCAUCACCCCAAGUUCUACCCCCUCCUCUCAGCAUGGGCCAGGGAGGCGCUGAAGACAUGAACCCAUCCAUGCUUCUUCUUCCUCUUCCUCCUCCUCCACCACACCACAUCCCACACCUUCACCCUCCUCCGUCUCUUCCUCUCCCUCCUCCUCAGCCUCCGUUCCCAAUGCCGUACCACCCUGAAAACAUGCAGACUCCUCCUCCAUCGAUGCUCCAACCUCAUCUCCAUCCUUCCGCCGCCUUUUUCGCCACUGUUCCCCCAAUCCCUCGGCUGCCUCCACCUCCUUCCAUGCACCGCCUCUCGCCUCCGCCGCCUCACCCUUCUUUGCCCCACUCCGUUAUGGUGGGGGGGAUGCUGGUCCCUUUGGACCACAGCUUGCCUCUUCCUCCAUCACUAAGACCCAAAGGUGCAGAGCAUGGCAGAAUGGGGCCCAGAGGAAGGAAGGUGACCCCUCCACCACUCAUGUCAUCGUUGCUAGGCGACCCCCCUAAACUACCCCGUCCCGGCACAGUUAAAGAGCCUUUAAUCCCUCGCCAUACCCCCCCUCUCCACCGUCCAGGUGCGCCUGGCGUUCCUCCACCUUUACUCGGCAGAGUGAAGGAGCCUUUGGUUUUACCUCACCCCUCCCCCACAUCCUCCACGCCCUCUCCCUCCACGCCUAACUCCCCCGCAGGAGACUCCUCUCUCUCCAAACCCCCACCCAGCCCUCCAGCUGCGCCCCACAACCCAGGCUCCAACCCCGUUCCCCUCCUCAACUUGCCCACGUCCAGACCCCCGAUCCUCGCCACUCCCAUGCAGCAGAGACCCCCGAUGCGAGGCCGCAGCCUGUCUCAAGACCACCCCAGGGGCGGGUUUCAUGGAGGGAAGCGAGCUGGACCCCCAUUCGGCGGCGGUCCCUUCCAUGCGCAGAAGAGGCCUUACCUUCCCCCGCGCUACUGAAGCAGUCGACUAUGACAAGCUGAAUGAGAAGAGCAAGCCACACGUCUAACAGUGCAGUGUGUGUUAGCCCUGCUGGUAUGAGCCCAGAUAUCUUUACUCUGUUACUUAGCUUGAAGGAAACCUACCUUAGGUCGUGUGUAAAUAGCUGAUCAAGUCUUGAUGCGUCGGCUUUAGUGGCCGCUCACUUCACCCUGUACUCAGAGGUUGUCAGUGACGUAGUGCAGAGUGUUGUAUAACCUGCUUUCUUCCAUUUCUCCACACAUUAGAUGCUUUACCUGGAAUGGCAUAACCACAAGAAUAAAACGGAUAGUUCAAGCAGAAAUUAAACAAUACUUUUCUUUCUCUGUGAUUCUGGGGUUACUUCACCUGAGAUGUCAGAAGAAAGACGUAAGAGGAGCCUAAAAUUAAUAACUUGGCAUUUUAAGAUGUCUGUGCAUUACCUCACUUAUGCUCAGCUUUACACACAAAGAUUACCUCUCAUACCAGCCAACUUGGUUUGAAGCUUAGCAUAAAGAUGAGGAUAAAAUCUCUCUGAAGAUUAAGAAAAUUAUUCCCCAAUGUAUAGAAGAAAAUAAGCUAUCUAGAGCAUUUACUCGUCUUAUGCAGACUUGUUGCUUGGCACUGUUUUAACUCUUUAUGCUGAGCUAAAUGAAUACCCCGAUAUAUCUGGCUUCAUUUAAAAAGUUCUCAGUCUUUCAUUGGGAUUUAUCACAUUUUCUAAAAUGUUUAGACAUGUUCCCCGGAUAUGAAAGCACAUCGAUUCCAAACUAAUCUCUUAGAAAUAUAAGAAUGUUACAGCUUCCUCCACACUUAGCAGCACCUCUGAUGAAGAUGUGUAGAAAUCUUAACCGUGAUGCUACUGCAGCUGCAAAAUCUCACUGAAAUUUGAAGAAAAUUUACCAAUAUGUCAGCAAAUAUACUGAUGUUUUGCUUUUUAAUACAUGACUUCAAGUUUCCUUGAGCUAUAAUUAUGAUUUGACAAUCUUCAAAAUGGGGAACACAAGAAAACAUCCCAUGUAAGGCAUGUAAGCUUUUGCCUGCAGUCAGAAAAAUAAUUGUAACUUUUAAAACUGGAAUGGGGAAAAGGACCCAAGCCAGUCUUGCCAGCAUACCCAGUAAGGAGCAUGGUAAGGGAGAUGGCUUGCUGUUUGGAAACUGCAGCAAUAGUGUCACGGCGUCUCCAUGGCAACUCAUUUCAAGGCUUUCUACACAUCUUGAGCAGCAGUACCGAUAGUUGUGGUGAGAGCUGUACGCUGAAAAUUUGAAACAGUUUUUUUCAUUUGAAGUGGUGUUUGUUGUCGCAGGUGAAUUUAACGCUUGUUCUGAUUUCCAGAGUAUCUACUGUAAAUAUUCUUCUUCUCUUGCUAAACCUUUUUGCAUCUAUCUAUUCCUCCCUACUGUACAUUUCUAAGCUUGUAAAUAUAAAGAGUGACUGAGUUGAUAUACCUUUUUUUUUUUUCUUCAAACUUUUAUUUCUAAAAAUGUCUCAAGUGAUUGUUUUAUUUCCCGUCUUCACUGUGAUCAAGGCCUUUGGAUAAGCUUUAACCUUGAAUUUUUUUUUCCUGCAAUGUUUUGCAUAACUUUCUUGCCCUCUCCUUUUGAAAUCACUGCUCUGAAGAAGUGUUGGGAUAAUUUAGCAUUUUCUUUCACAGACAUAACAUGUGUUUUGUUCAAGUUUCAUUUAUGAGUAGCAGAAAGGGAUGGGGACGUUAGUUUUUACUUGAAUAAAAUCAAGAGUUUAAAUUGAAAAGGGGGGUAUUUUUAAUUGGUUGCAACCUAUUCUUUGAAUUAAAUCAUUUUAUCUGUUGGGCUGCAUUUCCUCCCGCUUUUCAGGAAGCAUUGCUUUGUAUAAACUGCAUACAGAUGCAUGCAACGUUUUGGGCAGCCCAAGAAAAGAUAUUUAAAAAUAUUUUUAAAUGAACGCAUCUUUUUGUAGCCUAAUCCUAUACUGUCAGUUUAACAAAAUAUAUAUAUAUAAAUUUAAUUUGAGUACAUUUAUUCAGUAUAACAUUUAACACUAUUUUCACACCAAAAUAUGCAAACAAUAAAGGGGCACACAUACUUGUAACCAUGCGGUCAAUACUUUCUAAUGAGACAGAGAUUUAUGUUAGCAAUUUAAAAACAAUGGAGUUUACAGAGAGAGGGAUCUUACCCGAUCCUCUAUCCUGCAUGUUUCAAUGCUGUCCCAGGUUCAACACACCAGAAUGAAAUAUUCAUUCUGGUGUGUUACAAAGCUCACUGUAAGUUUCCUUACAGUGAGCUUUGGGGUUACUUGUCUGUUAUCGCUGGUACCACCCGGCUUGCCGUACAAGACAAACAUGGAUCCAGGUCCAGCUACUAAAACAAAUGAACCCCUUGCAUCUUAAUUAUGUCCCAUAAUACAGAAACGUAUGGUAUUGAAUUCAUAUACACUCUGAUUUAGUAAAAAAAAAAAUGUUAAGAACAAAUAAAGUGCUUCGGUUACGUUUAAUAAAAAAUUAUUACGUAUACCAGCAUUUUGGCAAAAGUAUCAAUUAAAAGAACAACUGUUUAAACGUCUCAAAGAAUAACUUAAAAAAAAAAUAAAGGCUGGGUUAUUCUUAAUGUUUCAGUAUAAGAUUAUGCUACAGCAGCAAAAGCUGAACGUAUUUUAAAGCUUUUUGCUCUUUCAUUUUUAUUUUUUAUUUUUUUGCAAUGCUCCAGAAUAUACAUUUGCAAGGAUUUUUCUGGUUAUCAGUAUAAAAGUGGAGUUGGGGAUGGGAAGGAAGAAAUAUUUGAAAUAAUCGGCAUCUAAACAUUUUCAUUUCAUCUUCCUGCUUCAAGCUCCUGUUUUUUUUUGUUUCCCCCAGAGCAUUUCUGCACCUCUCAGCUCAGCUAGUGCGAAAGGGGGCCAGCGAUUGUUUUCAAGAUGUGAUCAUUCUUUCGCUCACCUGAAAGGUGCAGAUUGUUUCCCUCCAAGCCCUCAUAACUCCUUUGUCAAAUCUGUUGUUUCCUCUGCUAGAAGAUUAAGUUUAAAUAAUGCUUCACAUUCUGCAUGACGUUGGUGAUAAUCGAGUUUUAAAAUGUAAGUGUUAUCACAGUUUUCACAAAUCUGCCUGUGUUGUCGCCUCUGCAGUCGACGCUAGCGAUGACGUUAGUUUGCAGUGAUUACACUACGUGGAGUUAUUGGGCAUCUGCAAGCAAACACCAAACAUGUUGAACUUUUUUCUUUUUUUGUGUUUGUAAAUGUAUUUUUCUUUCACAAGAAAUAUUGAUUUAAAAAGUUGAGUUUGAAAAUGACUGAAGAUGUACCGAAGCUGAUGGUCUGUAUAUAUUUGACACGUUUCACUGCUGUUCUCAUCAAUGAUGCUAUAUCACUGGUC